AUGAACGACAGCGGCGUCGAGCUCGCCAGGGGCUCCGCACGCUCCAGCAUGGACAAGUCGACCACGUCGUUUGACAGCGGCCGCACCAGCACCAGCGCCGACUGGCCUAACCACCCCUACGAGCUCAACACCAUUGCCGAGCUCGACCGGCUUCCCCUCGACUCCGAGGUCAACUUCCGCGCCCGCAUUUCCACCCAGCGCCAGCUGUCGAAGGCUCUUGACUUCCUCCUUUUCCGCGACCAGACCCACACGGUUCAGGGCGUCCUCUCCCGCGAUGAGAUGGACAUGGUCAGCUGGGUCCAGAAGCUGUCCCCAGAGUCCCUCGUCCAGGUCAACGGUACGCUCAAGGCGCCCCCGGAGCCCAUUCGAUCUGCCACCCACGCCGGCGUCGAGGUUCACGUCCGCUCCAUCCACCUCGUCAACGCCGCCCACCACGCCCCCUUUACCAACUACAAGCCCCCGGAGUCGAUGCGGAACCGUAUGUCCUCGCGUAUCCUUGACCUUCGCCACCCCUCCAACCAAGCCCUCUUCCGCGUCCGCUCCCUCGUCACCCGCAAGUUCCACGAUGUCCUCUUCGACAACGGUUUCGUCGAGAUCAACACGCCAAAGCUCCAGCCCGCUGCCACCGAGAGCGGCGCUGCCGUCUUCAAGGUCAACUACUUUGGCCGCAACGCCUUUCUCGCUCAGAGCCCCCAGCUGGCCAAGCAAAUGUCCGUCUCGGCCGACUUUGGUCGCGUCUUCGAGGUCGGGCCCGUCUUCCGGGCCGAGAACUCAAACACACAUCGCCACUUGACCGAGUACACGGGUCUCGAUAUCGAAAUGGCCAUUGAGCACGACUAUCACGAGGUCAUCUACGUCAUCGAUGAUUUCCUCAAGGCUGUCUUCAAGGCUGUUUACGCCAUGCCCGAGCUCGCAGAGGUGCAGAAGCGGUGGCCCAGCAAGGAGUUCAAGUACCUUGACGAGACGCUCAUCCUCGACUUCAUAGACGGCAUCAAGAUGCUGCGCGACGACGGCCGCGACGUUGAGGAGGAGGAGGACCUCGCCACCGCCGAUGAGAUCCGCCUUGGACAGCUGGUGCGGGAGAAGUACGGCACCGACUACUACGUGCUGGACAAGUUCCCCGCCAGCGCCCGGCCCUUUUACACGCACAAGGACCCGCAGGACCCAAGGUGGACGCGGUCCUUCGACAUCUUCAUCCGUGGUCAGGAGAUUUGCUCGGGAGGCCAGCGCAUUCACGACGCCGAGGAGCUGCGCGCAAACAUGCGCGCCGCCGGUAUGAACGAAGACGGGAUGGAGGACUACAUGGAGGCCUUUGACCUCGGCGCGCCCCCGCACGCCGGCGCCGGCCUGGGCCUGGAGCGUAUCGUCGCCUGGAUGCUCGAGCUCGGCGAUGUCCGCUACGCCUCCCUCUUCCAUCGCGACCCCAAGUCGCUGCCGGAAAAGACUCCGGGCCUCAUGCACCCCGAGGCCGAUACCACCAAGCCACACCCCGCAGGCGACCUCCCCCCCGUCGAGAAACUCAUUGCCAAUUAUGGCGACGCGUCCAAUACGUCGUGGCUCGACGAUCGCUUCGAGAUCUGGAGGCAUCCUACGGGCGCCGCUGUGGGCUACGUCAAGCAGGACAAGUUUGCCAUGAUUACAGGCGACCCGCUGUGCGACCGGAGCCAGUACAAGGACGUGUGCGCCGCCUUCGUCAAGUUUGUUAUAUCGGAGCUGCACCUCGUGCCCGUGUGGAUGCUUGUCUCGUACGAGGUGCAGAAGAUUCUCGCCCAGCAGAUGGGUUGGCGUACGCUGUCUUGCACAGAGGAACAACGCGUCGACGCUAACAAGCACCACAACCUCAACGGCGGGCCCAAGGCGAGGCGGGUCGAGCGCGAGGGCGUCAAAAUCCACGAGGUCAAGGCCGACGCCGACUUCAUCAAACGUGCUGACCCGGCCAUCUCGGAGUGGAAGGCGAGCCGCAAGGGCAAGCAGAUCCACAUGACGGAGGUGCGCCCGUGGGUUGACAUGGAGCACCGCCGUUACUUUGCCGCGGAAAAAGACGGCAAGGUGCUCGCCCUUGUCGUGCUGGCCAAGCUCUCCCCCAAGCACGGCUGGCAGGUCAAGUGGGCGCUCGACUUUCCCGGCUCCGUCAACGGGGCCAUCGAGGUGCUUGUCGAGUACACGCUGGCGAGCGUCACGGGGCAGGUGACGUUUGGUGUUGGUGUGUCGGAGAAGCUGACACCCGGCGAACACCUGCACGGCAUCCGAGCGCGCUUCCUGGCCUCGACGUAUAACUCGAUUGUCGACAGCCUGGGCCUGCGCCGCAAGGCCGGCUUCCGGAGCAAGUUUGGCGCCCUCGGCGAGGAAGUCUACAUCUGCUACCCCAGGCAUGGCGUGGGGCUGCGGGACCUGAGCCAGAUUAUCAAGUUCUUCCAGGACUGA
Molecule: messenger RNA, 2424 nt
Organism: Hirsutella rhossiliensis
Lineage: Eukaryota; Fungi; Ascomycota; Sordariomycetes; Hypocreales; Ophiocordycipitaceae
Product: tRNA synthetases class II (D, K and n) domain-containing protein
Exons: 1
Coding region: 1-2424 (807 amino acids)
Biological process (GO): aspartyl-tRNA aminoacylation
Cellular component (GO): cytosol; aminoacyl-tRNA synthetase multienzyme complex; cytoplasm
Molecular function (GO): RNA binding; aspartate-tRNA ligase activity; ATP binding
Source: RefSeq, a predicted model, not a curated record